CAUGGUCACCUGUACAGCAAGAGCAAGAGCAAGUCUGCCAUACCACAGUGUUUACAUCUGACGCAACGAGGAAGGCCAGGCGCUCUUCACCUUAUUUCACCGAUAAUCACCUCUUCACCUGUAAUCAAGCCCCUCCGCCACUCAUCAAAGGCAGCAGGUGUCCAGAAUGUUGGCAGCAAGGUUGACCAGUGUGUGCCGGGGGAGUGCCGGCGUGCUGCUGCGGCCCACCCUGGCAGCAGCGGCCCCCCGGCCCCCCCUUGCCCAAUUGGCCCGGGGCUACAGGGAACCCGGCCGCCCCUUCGCCCGCCGCUCCAGGCUGAGGGAGGCGCAGGCACAGGUGGCGGAGACUGCUGCGCAGGCCACGAAGGGCAAGGUUGGCGCGAUGGAGGUGGGCCAGAUUGCAGUGGCCGGCGGUGCUGUGCUGGGUAUCGGUGCCCUUUGUUACUAUGGCCUCGGGAUGUCCAAUGAGCCGGGGGCCAUCGACCGCGUGGUGAUCUGGCCGCAGUAUGUCAGGGACCGCAUUCGUGACACCUACUCGUACUUUGGGGCGUCCUGCGUCGCCGUGGGUGCCUCGGCCGUGGCUGUGUUCCGCUCACCCCUCGGACACCGCUUCUUCGCCCUCUGCUCGCGCCACCCCAUCAUGUCGACUGUUGGCAUCCUGGUGGGUCUGGUGGGCACUGGGCAGGCCAUGAUGUCCAUCCCUUACUCCCCCGGGCUGGGCGCCAAGCAGAUGAUGUGGCUGGUCAACUGUGGCAUGCUGGGCCUGGCCAUCGCUCCCAUCGGCGCUCUGGGCGGGGCCAUCGCCAUCAGGGCCGCCUGGUACACUGCUGGCAUCAUCGGCGGGCUCAGCACCGUGGCCGUGUGUGCCCCCAGCGACAAGUUCCUCAACUGGGCGGGGCCGCUGGGCAUUGGGUUGGGCGGGGUGCUGGUGGCCUCGCUGGGGUCCGCCUUCCUGCCUGCCUCGUCCUCCCUGGCCAUGCCCCUCUACUCCAUCUCCCUCUAUGGUGGCCUCCUGCUGUUCUCGGCCUUCCUGCUCUACGACACACAGAAGGUGGUGCGCAAGGCCGAGACUCACCCUAACAUGUGGGGCGUGGUGCCGUACGACCCCAUCAACAUGUCCCACCACAUCGUAAUGGACGCCGUCAAUAUAUUCGUCCGCAUCGCACAGAUUCUCGCGAUGGGCGGCGCAGGACGGAGGAAGUGAAGUGGUUUGGCUGUUGGUUGUCUGGAAUUGUUCGGUUGUUCUUGGUAGGUUGGGUUGGGUUGACUGUGUGUGUGUGUGAGAUGAAAUGAGUUAGUGGUAUGUUGGGUUGGUGUGUGUGUGUGUGUGUGUGUGUAUGAGUCUGUGUGUGUGUGUGUCUGUGUGAGAUGGAGUGAGUUCAUGGCGCUGUGAUGUAAUUACUGAACAUAUAGAGGCCGUUACGAUUAUGUUAUUUAUGGAAUUGUUUCGCUCAUACAUUGUCUAGGCUCCCUGUUGAAUGGUGGUGUGUGUGUGAGAGAGAGAGAGAGAGAGAGAGAGACCAUACACUCAAAAACCCUAUGUAAAGUGCAGAGACCAAGGAAAGCAAGUAAGGGCAUAUUGGCAUAAUUAUAAGAAGGAAUCAUCUGGUUCACGAGGGUCUUGAGUCGGGAAACUAAUGCCCUGUGUGUGUGUGUGUGUGCGUAAGAUACAGGGCUAGACAUUACUAUACUACAUAUGUUGCUUAGAAGUGUUGAUUAUGUGGUUCACUAUAUAUUCUGACUCCUUGCCAUGCUGUACUUCACCCUCAUGAUGUACUAUUUACAAGUGGUGAUGGAGGGGAAGAUCUGUAUUGCUGGUGUAAAUAGAUGGGCAAUGAGCUGUCCUAGUAUCUCUUAAUCAAUAAAGUAGAACAUCUGUA
Eriocheir sinensis (Chinese mitten crab) is the source of this 1880-nucleotide messenger RNA. Its product is annotated as growth hormone-inducible transmembrane protein-like. Bases 167 to 1204 code for a protein of 345 amino acids. The record is from RefSeq and is a predicted model, not a curated record. The transcript is spliced from 7 exons. Lineage: Eukaryota; Metazoa; Arthropoda; Malacostraca; Decapoda; Varunidae. Gene Ontology annotation, cellular component: mitochondrial inner membrane.